AUCAUCUUGUAGUUUUGGGAAACACGAUCUACAUUUUUCACCACAUCAUGGACCUGACGACUAAUCGAUUAAUCGAGGAAAAAAUCGACAGAUUAAUCCGUCAUGAAAACAAUCGUUAGUUGCAGGCCUACUUCAAUCCCCAAUUUAUCAGCAAACCAGAAGCCCCUCACUGUGGAGAGGUCACUGGCACUUGGGAUGUUCAGUAUUUUCCGGCCUUGACGAUAUAAGAUCCACAAAUAAAAUUCACAAAAAAGCAAUGUGUGCUGCUCAAACAUUGCUUCUAGUCUAGUUGUCUAGAGUCGUGGUGUGUUAAAUCUUCUUAGAUCGUUCAACAAGUCGUUCAAUGAAUUUUCACCUCGGUCACCUCGCACUCGCAGCUCUCCAUGGGUCGGAAACCGCGCUGGUAAAUCCCACAGAGAACCGUGGCAUGCAUUCUCAGGAAGUUCGCCCCCUCGAGAAUUCCCACGAAACGAAUCGCAUGCCAUUGCUUCAAUUGCCCCCAAGACAAAUGUCAGGUGCGGUCCUGCUCCAGCCCCCCCCGGGCGUGACUCCACCCGAGCUGCGCAUCCUGUCUCCAAGACUGCGAGCGCGCGAUGUCAGUGCAGACAGCGGGCGUUGCUGUGGUCGAACAGUCGCACCAUGUCCGCAGAGAAGAGAGCAGCGGCCGUGGUCGCGUUGGCGGCGGGCGCGGCGCUCGUCACAACGCCGCUGGACUCGGGCGUCGGCGCGCUCCCGCUGUGGAGCGCAGCGGGGCCGCGCGCCGCCGCCGCGUGCGCCCUGGCCGCGCUGGCCGUCGUGGCCGCGUGGCGUCUGUGCCGGCUGCUCUUCGGCCCGCUGGUGAUACUGCGGACCGCCGACGACGUGGGAUACGUCGCCGAGAGCGGUCGCUCCAAGGCGCAGGCGGCAAACGAGGCGCGGCGCAGGAGGAGGACCGGAGACCUGCCCCCAGUCUAUCCGAACGGCUGGUACAAAGUGCUGGACUCGUGCGCGCUGAGGAGGGGCGACGUCAAGAACGUCACUGUUCUAGGUGAGCAGGUGGCAGUGUUUCGCGGCGAGGAUGGGGAGGCCCACGUGCUGGACGCCUACUGCGCUCACCUGGGUGCCAACCUGGCUGUGGGAGGACAGGUGAAGGGAAACUGCCUCGAGUGCCCAUUUCAUGGAUGGCAGUACAGUGGGAGUGAUGGCAAGUGUGUGAAGAUCCCCUAUGCGGAGAAAGUGCCAGAGUUCGCGAAGGUCCGCCACUGGCACAGCUGCGAGGUCAACAAGCAGAUCCUGGUUUGGUUUCACUGCGAUGGAGAAGAUCCUCAGUGGGCCGUCCCAGAGAUUCAGCAGAUCACAAAGGGAGAGUGGGUCUAUCGGGGGAGAAGUGAGCACUUCAUCAACGCUCACAUACAGGAGAUUCCUGAAAAUGCAGGAGACUUUGCUCACCUCAGUCACCUGCACAAGCCGGGCAUCAUCAGUGGCACAGAUCUGCGCUACAUCCACAACAAGAUCUUGAAAUUUUUCCAACACGACUGGAAGCUUCAAUGGGAGCCUGAGUCAAAGCCCAACCAGCACUGUUCUACGUUGUCCCUGAAGCACUGUUUCAUUCUGUUUGGACGCCACGUCCCUCAGUUGGAUUUAGAUUUUGUGGCCACACAGAUGGGUCCAGGUGUGGUGUUUCUGCAGUGUCACCUCGGAUUAUUGGGCCGGGGUGCAAUCAUACAGUGUGUAACUCCAGUCGAGCCUCUGCUGCAGCACGUCACCCACACCAUCUUUUACCAGUCCAAUAUGCUACCGCUGAUUCCCAAAUUCAUCCUCAAAGCCGAAACCAUUCAGUUUGAGCGAGAUGUGAUGAUCUGGAACAAUAAGAAGUACGUCUCCAAGCCCCUUAUCGUGAAGGAGGACGCAGCCAUCCAGAAGCACAGGCGCUGGUUCAGUCAGUUCUACAGCGAGAACAGCCCGAGGAUGCAAUACCAGCGUGACAAUUUGGACUUUUGACCUCUCUGGACUACAGGAGGAGCGAGGAUGUCAGGGUUGACCUCAACUACAUACUGUAUCUCGAGGCAUGUACAUUUUACAGAUUCUGUAUGGUUUGAUGAAUGAUGCAUGAAUGAUGCAUGAAUUCUAAUUAUAUAUGCAAAUUCCCUUUUAACCCUCGACAUUUUUCCAUAUUUUUGGUCCGCUUAAUAAUUCUUGUAAAACCUCAACCCUGUAAUGUAAAGUCAAGUUAUAUCCAUCUUGUUUUUUUCAGGACAACAUAUAUAUGAAUAUGUAUGCUACAGUGAUAUCACAUUAAUGCAUAGUGGGCUUGUUUGAGUGAAUAUAGCCUUUGAUCCUCCAGCCUGAAGUGCCUGAACUGAGACUGAGUGGGUGAUUUCCACACAUACAUAUGACAUUUUGAUAAACCAGUCAAGUUAUCAAUACUGAGAACAACAGAAUUGCUGUGUUAUGAUGCUGACAAAAAAUACAUAUUAAAACCCAGUGGACACUUCAAAAUAUAUACCCGUGGUGUACCUUAAAUACCAUCUGUAAAUCAGCAGUUCCAUGUUAAUAUAAAUAUAAACCACGUGCUCCUA
Scophthalmus maximus (turbot) is the source of this 2558-nucleotide messenger RNA. RefSeq names its product cholesterol 7-desaturase nvd. The record is from RefSeq and is a predicted model, not a curated record. NCBI's taxonomy places the organism in Eukaryota, Metazoa, Chordata, Actinopteri, Pleuronectiformes, Scophthalmidae. Gene Ontology annotation, biological process: chlorophyll biosynthetic process; cholesterol metabolic process. The coding region runs from base 640 to 1980 and encodes 446 amino acids. Gene Ontology annotation, cellular component: chloroplast. The transcript is spliced from 7 exons. Gene Ontology annotation, molecular function: chlorophyllide a oxygenase activity; 2 iron, 2 sulfur cluster binding.